GUUCUAUGUCAGCUUGGAUGCCUGGCUUCACUGUGUGUGGGUUUAAACAACAGGCAUUAACCAAUGGAUAGCAUAAAUUCAGAGGAAAUAUCAUUAACCAUCCAGCAGAUUAAGGAAGGCCCAAAAGCAAAACUUCGAGAGCUUUGUAAAAAAUAUGGGCUCCCAAUUUCAGGAACAAGAGUGUACUUUCAGAGAGUUCUCUGCCAAAGGCUUGGAAUCGAUCCAAAAUCUGUCAUUGUCCAAAAACCCACUUCACGCUCAAACAGCCACGGAGACUGUUGCAGUGUUGCCGGAUGCCGAAGCCGCCGGGGUAAGGACACUCACAUUCGAUGGUUCACUGUCAUCAGAAAGAAAGGAAGUCAUACUGCAGCCAUUACCAAAGCAAUCCAGCUUACCAGAAAGGGCUGGACGCCAACAAUGUAUUCUCGGAUUUGUGGGCAACAUUUCAGUUGUGGCCAGCUGUCUUUUGAGCCAAGUUCUCCUGACUACAUUCCACAUUUACACAUGGACCCCACAGCUAAAGCCACAACAUCAUAUCCCGCCUUCUGGUCCAAAGAAAGUUCAGAGGAAGCCAUGGACUUGACCAACAAGGGUUCCAUUAAAUCUAUUCAUGUGGCGGGUCCAUCUCAUCUCGAUUAUACCAACCAAUAUUACGGAAUGCAUUCUUCAGGAAGAUCAUUAUUUCAAUCAACUCCAGAGCGUCCUUGUAUAUCUGUUGCACAGGAUACAAGAACCAAGGUGACUACUGAGGAUCAUGUGCUCCUGGAUGAAGAGUUUCUUAGUAAUUCAGCUUGUCGUUCUCCUGGCACUUGGGAAGAAGAUGGAGAUGCUAAUGAGGAAGAGAUGGAUACCAAGGGUGAUUGGUCGCAGGUUCUGUCCAGAGAACCACCUUCUGAGGCACUGGACUUCAGCACAACCAAUAGAGCUAAAGCUGAGCGAAGACUUGAGUUGUCUACUACAGUGAACGAAAGCAGCUUUGGCCAGAGAGACUCAUUUGGAAGACAAAGUGAUGUUUUUAACAAUAAAGAGCAAGCUUUGUUACACAGAGGACAUAUGUUGUCGGUUGAAGAUACAAGUGAUUACAUGAGUUCAGGUGAACUUGUUGCUGUGCCUUUAGAGGAAGAUAACGAUGAAGUUGAUUUUCAUCCAGUGAUGAGUCCACAUAUUCAAGUCUCUCAGAGUAACCAAACUCGUGAAGAGGAAAAUGGAGUUGAACAGACUACAUUUAAGGAAGCUGAGGAAAAGAGGAGAAAGUCUAAACUUGAUGAGCUAACGUGUAGAAAGCAAUCUAUAGGAAGCAAAUCUGAUGAAUGUGAAUCAGAUGGUGCUAACAACUUUGAGAAAGGGUUUUUAUUAAAAAAUAAUGAUUGCACCGAGGGCUUUGACUGUGGGAAUGGGAACAGGGAUGUUCAUAAAACAAUUUUAUCUAACAGGAAUGAAGAUAGUUCCAUCUUGCAUAAUACACAGAUAUUUAAUAUUGCUGAAAAUGGAAAUGAUAUUUUGAGAACAAGUGGAAACCCUGCUCUGAGUGAAGAGGAAAUAUCUGCAACGCUGGCACGUAAAGCAGUGACUCUGAAAGAAUCUCUGGGGUUUCCUGUGAAAAGGCUAGAAAAGGAUUUUGUCCCAGAAAGCAGGCUAGCAAUUAGUGAUGGUUUUCAGACACUGGUUGAUCCUUUGCCAAGGCGAAUAUUGGAAGAACAAAUUGACUCUCCAAGAGCUGAAGCUCCGGACAAGGGAAUAAUCGAAAAAAAUCGGAAAGCAGUUGAACAUGAAGAUAUAUUUCCAGAUGAAGAAACUCACGAUAUCGAUGAUCUUGAAUCGGAAGCAACUAUAACAGCAGUUAGAGCAUCCUCUGUGGAAAUUUCCUCAAAUUUGCAUCGACAUAACGAAUCCUCAAAAAACACAAGGGUGGAUUUUAUGUCGGGUAUGAAAAUAAAAGAUGAACCUUUGGAUGAAGGAUACGAGAAGGCGUUGGUAUCACAAACAAGUGUAAGAAUUAAGGACGAGCCUGAUUCAUUACAGGUAUAUGGCCAGCAUUCCAAGCCUCAGGAGACUGAUCUCCAAAUCAGUGCUGUGUUCUCAGUGAGUGGCAGAAAUCUUGUAUCCCAAAUGGCGCAACAAAAUUCAUCAAGUUCUCCCCUCACGGCUAAGUCGCCUGUAAGUGGCAGUGUACAGCCAACUUCAAGUCCUGCUAUGAGUGUACGUGUCACUUGUUCGGGUUGUAAGAAAAUUCUACAAAAAGGACAGACUGCCUAUCAGAGGAAAGGUUCAACCCAGCUCUUCUGUUCUACUCUCUGCCUUACUGGAUUCUCAGCAUCAAUUUCAAGACCUCUCCCUCCUGCAAAAAAAUACUGCUAUCUCUGCAGCAAAGAAAUCACAAACCCAAAGGACCUAGUAAUGGGUCAAAUUGACGGUAGGGGUCCAUACAAGGAAUUCUGUAACCAUAAGUGCUUAAUUGAGAUGAAGAGGAAGCCUGCCUCAGCCACUAGUAAUAUCACCACCAAGUGCAGCAUUUGUCAGAAAUUGUCUGUUGUCCGCCAUGAAGUGAACUACCAGAACGUUGUACAUAAACUUUGUAGUGAUAUAUGUUUCUCCAAGUUUCGUAUGGCAAACAAUCUCACGAUGAAUUGUUGUGAUAACUGUGGAGCUUAUUGUUACAGUGGGUCAACACAAUGCCACAUGCUUCAGACUGAAGGGCAGUGUAAGAAGUUCUGUGGUUCUGCUUGUUUGUCUGCAUUUAAACAGAAAUAUUCAAAGAUUACUCCAUGCACUUGGUGCAAAUCUCUGAGGGCAUCUACUGAAAUGGUUGAAAACAUAAACUCUUUUGGAAAAACUGAACAUUUUUGCUCAGUUAACUGCCUUUCAGCCUAUCGAGUACAAAUGGUAACCACACAAGGUACCAGUGUCCAGUGCAACUACUGUAAAAUGACAGUGACACCUCAAUACCACCUUGCUAUGUCUGAUGGUAGUAUUCGGAACUUCUGCAGUUAUAAUUGUGUGGCUUCUUUUCAGGCAUUAUUCAGCCAGGCUGCUCCAGGCUCUCAAACUGUUGUACCCUUGUCGCAGGGUCAGGUAACCAUAAACAUUCCAUCCACCACUUCAGUGGUGUCUGGUGCUCCUGUGGUUUCUUCUUCCUCUGUCACCACAUCUGCAGCAGCGGGUUUACAAAGGCUUGCUCAGUCUCUGCAGGUGACAGUAGGUCGGACAUUUGUCAGGUUAAAAUGUCAUUAUUGCCAGCGGUUGUUCUUCUCUAAGCCUGAGCUGCUUGAAUACAAGGGUAAAAUGGUUCAAUUCUGUGGAAAAUCUUGCUGUGAUGAAUAUAAGCGGAUCAACUCUGUGGUUGCAAUCUGUGAAUACUGUCGGUCAGAGAAGAUUGUAAAGGAAACUGUAAAGAUUUCAAAUGUUGACAAGCCAUUUUGUAGUGAAGGUUGCAAGCUUCUUUAUAAACAUGAAUUGGUAAAACGUUGGGGACUUCAUUGCAAAUCUUGUAGUUCCUGUUCACAGUCUUCAAAACGCCUGAUCAAUCAGCAGUUUGGAGUCAAAAUAGAGGAGUUCUGCAGUGAAGAAUGUUUGUCCAAAUUUACUGUUUUGUUUUAUCAGAUGGCUAAGUGUGAUUGCUGCAAACGUCAAGGUAAACUAAAUGAAUCUAUUAAAUGGCACGGGCAAACCAAACAUUUCUGUAACCUUCGUUGUGUUCUCAUGUUCUGCAAUCAACUUCACCUAGCUGAAGCAUCACUUCCGGAUGGAAAAGUAACUGUACCAAAUGUUCCCAGCAGUCAGAGGAAGGAGCCAACUCCUGUUAAAGCAAAUGUGCUAUCGUUGGCAAACACUCCGCCUGUACAGAAUACUACCAGUUCAACAGCAACUUUAAAUGUAACGGUACCAAAUGUUCCCAGCAAUCAGAGGAAAGAACCAACUCCUGUUAUAGCAAAUGUGCUAUCGUUGGCAAACACUCCGCCUAUACAGAAUACUACCAGUUCAACAGCAACUUUAAAUGUAACGGUACCAAAUGUUCCCAGCAGUCAGAGAAAAGAGCCAACUCCUGUUAUAGCAAAUGUGAUAUCAUUGGCAAGCUCUCCACCUGUACAGAAUACUGCCAGUUCAACAACAACUUUAAAUGCAGGUGGGACUUGUACUAAUUCAGGAACUAAGGUUACUGGAGAGAUAGCCACGCAGACGGAAGCUCUUCGAAUACGACCUUCUGCUCCACCCAAGGUUCUCAAGAAUAAAGCACUGCUGUGCAAACCUAUCACACAGACCAAAGCGACUUCUUGUAAACCACUUACUCAGACCAAGGCUUGUCAGACAGAUGAGGAUUGGAAGACACAAGUGGUCAUAUUGCCCAUUCCUGUCCCGGUCUAUAUACCCUUACCUCUACAUCUUUACACACAGUUUGCACCAUUACCACUUGGGAUGCCUGUGCCUCUGCCAGUUCCAAUGUUCAUUCCAACAACCCUGGACAGUGCAGACAGAAUAAUUGAGACAAUCCAGGAAAUAAAGGAGAAGAUUCCCUCAAAUCCCUUUGAAGCAGAUCUUCUAACAAUGGCUGCUAUGAUUGCAGAAGAAGAGGAAAAAGAGAAAACAGUUUCACAUGGUGAUCAGGGUAGCACAUACAGUGGAGAUCUUGAAUCAGAGGCAGUGUCUACACCCCACAGCUGGGAGGAUGAACUAAGCAACUUUACUUUGAAACAAUCUCUUAUAUCUGCAUCUCUACCUCCACCACCAGCUGAGUCACAAGUGCAAUCACCUCCAACUGAAGAGCUCGAGGACGACCUGGAAGCUGACAUAACAAUUGCUAGCUUUGAAUCAUCACGUCGAGACCAAAUGGCGUCAGCACGGCAAAAUAGGGCAAGGCAACGUGCAAAGAACAAAGAUAGCUUUGUGCAACCAAGGAAACGGGGAAGGAAGAAAUCUAUUGUUGGGUACACCCGAGAUGUUGCUAAGGAACCUGUAACUGGAGUGAAUGAUGUGGGUCUAUUUUUGAAGUACAUGUACGGUGUGAAAGCUUGGAAAAGAUGGGUACAGUUUCGGAACGAGAAAGGAGAACCCACAGAGGAGCUACGAUUUGGCUCUCGACCAGUGAAAUUAAAGGAGGAUAUUUUGUCAUGUACUGCUGCUGAGCUCAGUUUUGGACUAUGUCAAUUCAUUCAAGAAGUAAGAAGGCCAAAUGGAGAAAAGUAUGAGCCCGAUAGUAUUUUCUACCUUUGCCUAGGGAUUCAACAGUACAUAUUUGAAAACAGCAGGAUUGAUAACAUCUUCACAGAUCUUUACUAUUCAAAAUUCACAUCAGAGCUUACAAAGGCUCUGAAAUGCUGGCAACCACCGCUUCUCCCAAGUGGCCAGUUAUUUUGCCGGGUUGAAGAGGAACAUCUAUGGGAAUGUAAACAACUUGGAGCAUAUUCUCCAACAGUUCUUCUCAACACGCUGCUGUUUUUCAAUACCAAAUACUUUCAGUUGAAAAGUGUCAGUGAACAUAUGAAACUUUCGUUUGCUCAUGUAAUGAGGUGUACAAAGUCUUCGAAGCGGACCUAUCUUCGAUUCUUUCCACCAAUGUAUAAAAAGGACAAAGAUAUAGAUAAGCUACAUUUACUAUUUGGAAAGAGGAAGCGUACUGAUGAGGAGGAUGAAGGUGCAAUGGAAAUGGCUGAAAACACAGAUAAUCCACUCAGAUGUCCAGUGCGUCUCUUUGAAUUUUACCUGUCCAAGUGUUCUGAGAGUGUGAAACUAAGAAGUGACAUUUUCUACCUUCAGCCUGAGCGCUCAUGUGUGCCUGACAGUCCAAUGUGGUACUCAACCUUACCUACUGACCCUGCCAUCCUAGAUGCCAUGUUAACUCGUAUUCUGAUGGUGCGGGAGGUACACGAAGAGCUUUCAAAGGUCACUCAUGAAGAUGCAGAAGUGGAAGAUGCAUCUGAAUAAACUAGAUUUCUAUCUGUUUUUAAGCACUGAAUUUUUGAAUGCAUGUACCUAUGAAGAGUAACAGACUGCUAGGAGUAGAGUGAACUCCUUUUCUGGGUUGAUUUAAGGGACAGGGAAGGGCGGGUUGAUGAACACACUGGUCAAAAAAAUCUUAUGUUGAUAAUUACAUUGACAGGAAAUCUUGGUGCUUUAAAAUAAUUACAGUUUAAAAGAUUUUUCUUGAAAUGGACAAGUGAUGUGGAUCUGUUUUUACCCCAAGCAUUUAAACUGGAUUUUCAUUGUGUAAACAUAUGUGUUUUUUUAAUUUUAAAAACAAUGUGUGACCUUCAUUUUUAAGAAGAGCAGAAAAAGAGUUGAAGAUAGGGUGUGGGGAAGGGAGCAGAAAGUAUGCCAAGAAGUAUUUAAAUGACAAUAAUAAAGUUUGAAGGACAUAUUUUGAAUGAAUCUUUUAGUGAGACAGCAUUUCGACCAUUUAAAUGUUAACACCUCUGUUUGAAAACACUUUAGUUUCUAGACUGUUGUUAACCACAGAACUACUUUUCUUUGGGGGGAAAAAUAACAUUGAAUUGCAUCUACUAACCCCUUGUUAAAAUGUCCUGUGCUCACAUUUUAUUUAGAAAAAGAUGUGUGUGCUGUAAGUUUAGAUGUAGAUGUGCACAUGAGUAUAACUUUGUAUAUUUUGAAGGUAAUGGGGCAGCUAAAAAGAUAUUGUUAUAAGUUUAGGUUCUUGCUGAUGUUUUUGUACAUACAUUUUAAUUACAUUUAUAUCUUUACUGUGUAUAAAAUAAGUGCUUAUGUGAAGCCUGAUCAGUCUUUACAUACUGCAGAGUCAUUACGUUUGUAGAAAAGCCCAAUGUACUCCCUGUUAUAUAAUACAGUUUGCAUUGUAGUAAACAGGCGUUUGUGUGACAGUACCUUUUACCUCUUCAUUAACCGAGAAACACACUGUUCCCCAGUAACAUAAACAAUGGGAAACUUGAAAAUAGUUAAUACACUAGAUACUGUUUUGAGUUUGGUUUCAACAAAGACCUUUUGUACAUGGAAAUUGCUGAACUUUAGACACAUUGAAUUCUUUUUUUGUUGUUCUUAAGGGAAGGACUGGGUUAUAAUGCACUUUCUUUCUGCUUCAUUCUGUAUAUUUAAACAUGUAUGUUUUACAUACCACUCGCCAGCUCAAGCAUUCAGCAGGUAAUGUGCUUGCUGCUGGACUGGAAGCUAUAGUUAGAAGAUUGACAACCGCAACGGAGAGGGACACUGAUUGCAUUUCUGUAAUUUUCUUUCACAGUACUUAUAGCUGUCCUCUGCUAGGUAAAUUCAGACACGGUCUCAUAACUGAUCCAUAUUCACAGGACCUUCAGUUGGAGGGUUAAUGCUGCAGUAAGAAGCCCCAGCUGGUGAUUUCUUGGCCCUUCUGAAAACAAUGAUGGGAACAUAGAAAUUCAUUGAAUUGGAAGCCAUUCGUCAAUUAGAUGUCUCCUUUCACUCCUUGAGAGAGUUUUGGCAAAUAUGAUUUUAAUUGUCAUUUAAAAAAUUUCUGACGAGUUUAAAUUUGCCAGUGUUCAACAGGUUAGGAAUGGUCAUUGAAACAUAGUUUAAUUCCUGAGUGAAUUGACUGCUAAUAGAAAGAUUUUACACAUUGGCACCCUUAGCACAUGCCAGCAGUACUUACCUGAAAAUAGUGCUUCCCCAUGACUUUUCAUCCCUAAGCAGUAAUGGAGAAAUCUCUCGCACACUGCAUAGCUUUCCCUCUGUAUUUACCUGUUACCAGUGCAUUUUUUAAAAAGUUUUGUUGACUAAAUUUUUCAGUGGAAAGCUAAUGCUGGGAAACUGAAGAACUUGCCAUCUUUCUGCAACUUGUGUCAAUGUUAACCUAUACCCAGUUCAGGUAAAGCAAAGGUUAAGAUGCAGAUUGAAACUCCACCAACCCAACAAUGUGCCUUAACCAAUGUCUGGAUGAGUAUCCCUGUUGCACAAUGUAGAUAUUCCAUGUUACAUCAUGAAGUGACAUAAUUAAUGUGGUGUCAAUUUGUGUCGAAUUCUGAGCAAUAUUGUGUUGUCUUGCUCUGGUUGUGACUACCUGAAUUUAGUUAUGUCAGGUCCUUAUAACCAGCACGCAAGAAGAAGCAUUCAUACUGUUGAAGUGGGGGUGGGGUCAAAGCCAGAUCCCAGAAGAAAGGGUUGCCUCCAACCUAUUGUAUCACCUCAACCAACUGCAAGUGCUUUCCUCAAAAAUUCCUGCAUCUCCGCAGAUCAUGUAAAUCAGAGGGCAGGGGACAAAACACAUUUAUGUUUGAUUAAAAUGGAGGAGGAGAACUCGAUGGGGUUUGGAGGAGGUUUGGAAAGCACUUAGCUUAGUUUCCAGAGUUGGUACAUUUUGCAAAUAUAUCAGCAACACCUGAAUGCUAUCACUAGGAAAUGAAUGAUGUCAUCAUAAAAUGAUCAGGUUUUAACUAAAAUUGGAGCAAAAAAUAAACUGGAAUUCAGCGGGUCGAGAACCAGUUGUUGGGGGGCGGGGGGGGAAGAGUGUAGUCAAUGUUUCAGAUUGAGACCCUGGUUCAGGGUUUUGAGCUACAGCAUUGGACAUUUCUUCUUCCACAGAUACUACUCAACCCGCUGAGUUCCCCCAGCAGUUUGUUUUCUUGGUCCAGAUUACAGCAUUUACAGUCUCUUGUGUCUUCAUUUAAAUAAAACUGAAUGUGUUGCAAAAUGCUAAUAUUUGUUCAAAAUAGAACCUACCGUUCUUUACUAAUCAUUGAAGAAUAUAAAACCUUUUAAUGGGCUAAAGUAACUGUUAUUUUAUAAUACAUUUUUCCAUAUUUCAACUGAAAUAUUACAGUGAUACAAGUACAUUUUAAAGUUAUUGUCAACUUUUUUUGAGGGGGGUGGAUGGGGAAGUUUUCAAGCAGAUUAAAAUUUGUGGAACAAUCAGGAAUGAUAUUCUGAAAUCCCAUUUGAAAUCUGUAUCCUUUCUGCCAGGAUCAUGGUGCUGCAGGACUUUUUCUUUUGCACAGUAAUAUCCUUUUUAAAAAUUUUUUUGAAAGUUGACUGACUAUGAUCAUGUUGUAGAUCAUACCUUUGUUUGUAACACUUCUAUCCGUACACCCGGUAUAAAGUGCAAGGCAUUGUACCAAACAACUAUGCCCCUUCAAUAAAAUAUUUAUCAGUAAGAACUACAGAAUUCAGCUGCUGUCAUUAAUGAGCCUUUUUAAAGUUUUUAGUCAAACCUUAAUUCAACAUGGUAAAUGAACAAAAGUAAGUGAAUAUUUAUGUUAUCUGAAUAAAACUUUUUUU
Molecule: messenger RNA, 9210 nt
Organism: Mobula hypostoma (lesser devil ray)
Lineage: Eukaryota; Metazoa; Chordata; Chondrichthyes; Myliobatiformes; Myliobatidae
Product: zinc finger MYM-type protein 4-like
Exons: 32
Coding region: 64-5919 (1951 amino acids)
Molecular function (GO): zinc ion binding
Source: RefSeq, a predicted model, not a curated record